Molecule: messenger RNA, 1644 nt
Organism: Metopolophium dirhodum (rose-grain aphid)
Lineage: Eukaryota; Metazoa; Arthropoda; Insecta; Hemiptera; Aphididae
Gene: Rad51D
Product: DNA repair protein RAD51 homolog 4
Exons: 5
Coding region: 590-1495 (301 amino acids)
Biological process (GO): telomere maintenance; reciprocal meiotic recombination; DNA strand invasion
Cellular component (GO): Rad51B-Rad51C-Rad51D-XRCC2 complex; centrosome; replication fork
Molecular function (GO): ATP binding; four-way junction DNA binding; ATP-dependent DNA damage sensor activity
Source: RefSeq, a predicted model, not a curated record
CCAUUCAGUUUCCCGGGCACAUUCAAAACCCAAUGUAUUAGGUUAUGUAUGAAUUUAGUUAUUUUUCAUGAAGCGUAUCACAACAGGCCUAUCACGGUUUAAAAUGUUUGCUUAAAAUUUAAAUUACUCUAUUCUAUAUUUUUACUAUUUUUAGUCUCUAGUAUAAUAAUACGAUCUAAGAUAUUUCUUAAGUGUAUGUGACAUGUGUUUAACUGUAAGCUGUAUACGUUUAUUAUGAACUGUGAGACAUGCCAAACCGACUGGCGACUAAGGACACGAUACUCGGAUGCAUCAUACACCAGCUGCCGGCUUUUAUAAGAUCAACUACUCGUUCAUUGUUAAUUGCUACCUAUAAAGUGCGGAACUCCUUACUCCAUAGUCCAUACUGGCAUAGUACGUGAAAAUAAUCAACCGUUCAUACUUCAUUCGACCGUAACAACAACUGCUCACAUUUGUUCACUGAACUGUAUAGACUUCAGUGCAUUCAUUUAAUGUCUAUUAGUAAUGCAAUAUGCAUAUACCGCAGGAUUGAUAAAAUUUAUUAUGUAGUUCUAAUUGCGUAUUUGCGUUACCGAUAAAACUACCGAAAAUGAUUCGAUUGAACGUUCCUCUGGUAUCUAACAAAAACGUUCUCAAUAAUUUAUUCGAGAAAAACAUUUGUACGGUGAACGACUUCCUCCAAAAGAAAACUUCCAAUUUGCAAAGCGUAUGCAAUUUAAAAUGCAAGGAAAUAACAAAACUAAAAGAUACCAUGACAGUAAAGUGUUCAUCACCAUUAACUAAUGGAUACACACUUUAUUUAAGUAAAACAUUAUCGACAUUCAUUCAAACUGGAAUUCUUAAAUUAGAUAACCUACUUGAUGGAGGAUUAUUUGUUGGUAACAUAUAUGAACUGUGUGGCCCAUCUGCUUGUGGAAAAACCCAACUAUGUAUUAGUAUUCUAUUAAAUAUUAUAAUAACUACAAAAAAAGAUAUAGUUUACAUAGAUACUAAAAACAAAUUUUCAGUGAAAAGAAUUAAACAAAUGUUGAAAAAUAAAAAUAUGAAAAAUAAUGAAAUUAAUGAUAUUUUGAAGAAAAUUUAUGUGUACUCGGUUAUAGACAUUUACAAUUUAAUUACUUGCUUACAUGGUCUAAAAGAAAAGUUGGACCCUAUCAUAAUCAUAGAUUCUCUACCUGCACUAUACCUAUCAUUUAUAGGAUUUUAUAAGAAUGAUGGUUUAUGCUAUAUAAAUCAUAUAAGUUCAGUUUUAAAAUAUUUAUGCAAUAAAAAUGCGACAAUUUUGGUAACAAAUUUAGCUGUAAAAAAUUGUGAUUUUACAAAUGAUUUCAAGCCCGCUAUUGGAAAAUAUUGGUUUCAUAUACCCAACACAAGAUUAAUGAUCACUACGAUAAUAAAUCAACAACAGCAGAUGUGUAUAAAUAUUCCAAAAAGUGUAUAUAUACCUUUAGAUAAUAAAUGUAUAUUAAGUAUUAAUGAUUAUGGAGUUUCAUAAAUAUCCUUUAAUACUUCAUGUUUAUAUUAAGAUUUUAAGAAUAAAAAUUGUUAAAGCGUCAAAGUAUAAAUUAUGUCAUUAUUUUAAUAUUAAACACAAUAUUAAUUGAAUAAAUAGUCAGAAUCUUGACUUCAAUAACUAUAUACAGC